Triplophysa dalaica is the source of this 630-nucleotide messenger RNA. RefSeq lists its product as uncharacterized. Lineage: Eukaryota; Metazoa; Chordata; Actinopteri; Cypriniformes; Nemacheilidae. The record is from RefSeq and is a predicted model, not a curated record. The transcript has 3 exons. Bases 1 to 630 code for a protein of 209 amino acids.
AUGAAGCUCCAACAGUGCCUGAACCGCUGGUCACGUCACAGUUUGAUCUCUUUAAAACACCUGGUCCUCGUGGACAUUGAAGAUGAAGAUGAGGUGCAUAUCAUCUCUCCAUUUGGGCUGAAGGACACCAGACACAGGAGACCUAAGCCCAUCAGGAAAAAACAACCCAUGUUUAGUUGGAUGGAGGAGAACACAGAGAUGCUGGAGAGUGAAAGAUCAGGGAAGAAACCGAACAGUGGCAAAAAAACGGACCAUGAAGGAUCAUCCCCGUACAUCCCAUAUGAAUAUACCGAGGCGAUAUCACUGUCAGCACCUUCAUCACAGUCUGAUCUCAUCCUCAUGGACAUGAAUGAUAACAGCGAGUCUGAUGAGCCUGAGGUGGAGUUCAUCUCUCCAUUUGAGCUGAAGGACCAUAGACACAAAAGACCGAAGCCCGUGACAAAAGAUCAACCGAUGUUUUGUUGGAUGGAGAACACCGAAAUGCAGGAGAGUGAAAGUGAAAUGGAUGAAGUCCACCCAGAAGCUCCAGAGCAGCAGGAGACACCUGUGAAAAAAUCCAUCCAGAGAGCAACACUGACAAACAACAAACCCUUCAGAAGGAGACAGACGCUCAUGAAAACAUCAUCAUGA